Molecule: messenger RNA, 1153 nt
Organism: Trichoderma atroviride IMI 206040
Lineage: Eukaryota; Fungi; Ascomycota; Sordariomycetes; Hypocreales; Hypocreaceae
Source: RefSeq, a predicted model, not a curated record
ACCUGACACUCGGUUUUCAGCCUUCGCAACCUAUAAUUCCUUAUAAACCCCUUUCAAUCUUUCUUUUUCUUCUUUCUUAAUCCUUUCUUAAUUUUUCUUUUUCUUCUUUAUAAACCCUUCUUUAAUUUUUCUUUUCCUUCUUUUGUCGUCGAUAUGUUCGCGCCAGUGCUCCGAGUCACAAAAGCACUCAAGCCACAAACGGCUGCAUUGAGUGCCACAUUUGUCUUUGCUGGUAUAGCUGGCGGCGCAUACAGCUACAGAAUAUACAAUCGAUUUGUCCGAGAAUAUCAGACACAUGUCCGACAGAAGAUAGGUGUGCUGGAUUCACUCAACAACUCGAACACAGUCCGCACUCUAGUCAACCCUCAUAACCAUGUUACCAUGGGAGACUCUUGCUCAACCAUUUUGACAACGCUCCCAGAGCAAGAGACGCCAUCAGACGAAGUCAUCCUAUCUGCGCUUGUGAAAGGCUUUUUCUCAGGUCCAGUUUUCAUGCCAGAAAGAAUUGCACUUCGACUUAUAGGACUCCGAUUCGUAACAUUUGAUGGCUUGGAACCGACAGCACAGCCCAUCUGGAAGACUUCACAGCUGUCCAGCACUCAGCUUCCUAUGAAAACAGCAAUACUAUGGGGAUGUUUCCAAAUCGCGAAUAUCGAACUCUCGAACUCUAAAGACGGAGAUAAUAGAAGUGUGGUUGAUAUUGUUUUCGGUACCGAUCGAGAGCAAUUUGCUGGUUGCCAUCGGUUUUCCGUCAAACGUGUGGAGGAAAAUUCUCAUGCCCAGAAACAGCCUGCACAGUUUCAGGUACAGGUGGAGAGCAUUAUCUGCAAUCCAACCGUUAACAAGCCGAUUUCCAUUAGUUUUCUAGGAGGAUUUCACAAAGUAUACGCAAAUCUGCUUUUUAGGGACGCUGUCGCGGAGGCAAUGCACCCGCUAAGUCUUAACAGUGCGUAAUAGAUGCCAUGCCGAAGAAAUGAACUAUUUUCCAUGACAGAAAUGUUCAUGACUGUAAUAUUAAUAUGUACAUUAGACACACUCCAUUUCAUAGUUACUGGCAGAAGUGAGUUCAAAUUCAUAGAGAUUAGAAGGCAGUUGAAUUUAUAAUAGUUAAUGGAAAAAUAAAGACAUGGCUGCUUGGCUUGCUUUCUCAAAC